Messenger RNA from Uncinocarpus reesii 1704, 1161 nucleotides. RefSeq lists its product as uncharacterized. Gene Ontology annotation, biological process: mRNA splicing, via spliceosome. Lineage: Eukaryota; Fungi; Ascomycota; Eurotiomycetes; Onygenales; Onygenaceae. The transcript has a single exon. Gene Ontology annotation, molecular function: RNA binding. Bases 1 to 1161 code for a protein of 386 amino acids. Gene Ontology annotation, cellular component: U2-type spliceosomal complex; RES complex. The record is from RefSeq and is a predicted model, not a curated record.
AUGUCCCUCGCAGAUUACCUAGCCAAAAACUACCUCAACGCAGACUCCUUACCCUCCGAUCGCCCCAAAAAGAAGCGCAAAAAGACCAAGCACACCGAUGACACUGGAGAGGGUCUUAUAAUCGCCGACGACGACCCUCCAGACCUCCGCUCAACCGCUGCUGCGCCUCAACCCUCCCGUCGAAGAACGGGCUACGACGAUGACGACGAUACAGGCUUAGAAGCAACGAUCGCCGGAUCAACCAGAGAAUUCAAAAAAUCCACCUCCAAAUGGAAAACCGUCGCCGGCCCAACCGCCCCCAGCAACGCGGACCAAAUCGCCGCCGACGCAAUCCUCGCCUCCGCGGCCGCGGAACAAACGGCGCGAACAGAUGCAGACGAUGAGAAACCCCUAGUCGUCGCCGACGAGGACGGCGAGAAUGCAGGCCUGCGAAUGGAAUCCGGGGCGCGGGCGGGACUGCAGACCGCCGCCCAGACGGCGGCCAUGGUCGCGGCGCAAGAACGCAAGCACGCCAAGGACGCAGCGUCGCUGCGUGCAAAGGGAGCCGGCGGCAAGGCGCAGAACCAAGAGGCGGAGACCAUCUAUCGAGACGCGUCGGGGCGGAUUAUCAAUGUUGCCAUGAAGCGGGCAGAAGUGCGCAAAGCUGCGGAGGAGGCGGCGGCAAAGGAGGUGGCGGCGAAGGAGGCGCUGACGGGCGAUGUGCAGCGGAAGCAAAAGGAGGAGCGGAGGAAGCUGGUGGAGGAGGCGAGGUAUAUGCCGUUGGCGCGCACGGCGGAGGAUGAGGACCUGAAUGCGGAGCUGAGGGCGCGAGAGAGGUGGAAUGACCCCGCGGCGGAGUUUUUGACCAAGCCGUCUGCGCGCGGCGGUGGGGGGGGCUGGGUGGGAAGAAAGCGUACAAGGGCGCCGCGCCGCCGAAUCGGUAUGGGAUUCGCCCUGGGCAUAGAUGGGAUGGGGUGGAUCGGAGUAAUGGGUUUGAAAAGCAGUGGUUUGAUGCGCGCAAUCGCCGGGAGAGGAAUGAAGGGUUGGAAUAUGCAUGGCAGAUGGAUGAGUGAGCACAUCCUGCGGGCUGGGGGCCUUUGGUGGUUUAUCGGCGUAAUGAGGGAGUUAGGGACGCAAGCGCAGGUGUUUGACUGGAAAAAACUUAGGAAGUUAUUCCAUUGA